Molecule: messenger RNA, 1568 nt
Organism: Aspergillus costaricaensis CBS 115574
Lineage: Eukaryota; Fungi; Ascomycota; Eurotiomycetes; Eurotiales; Aspergillaceae
Exons: 1
Coding region: 486-1238 (250 amino acids)
Source: RefSeq, a predicted model, not a curated record
GACGUUAUUGUCGUCAUUCAACUCUUCAGUCACUUACUUACUUACUUACCAACUAAUAUUUGCUUUUGAUAAUUACUGUACCUGACCUGAUCCUAAUUUGUCUCCCCACAUAAUUAUCUGGGAAGUUCUCUUUCGCCUGCUUUGCUUUGCUUUGCUUUGGUGAGGCGAAACCCGAGGGGACCACCUGACUCGAUCUAAUUUUCCCUCCGAAUCUCUCUCUCUCUGUUCUAUUGAAUUCAAUCAAUCAACAUCCAAUCUCAUCCCAUACAUUAUUGAUUUUUAUCUGUCAAUCUUAAUUACUUUAUUAUUCAUAUUGUCGGUCAGCCCGCACCCACCUGACAUCAUCUCAUCUUAUUUUAUCCAUCUUACUUUAUUAUUAUUAUUAUUCUCUCUUUUUCUCUUUUCUCUCCCCCAGAGAACAUCCUCAUCCUCCUUUCCACCUAUCUAUCUACUUAUCCUCAUCUAUCCUCACAACCAAACCAAAAAUGCGCCCUAACCAACCCACCCCCCUCCACCUCCACACUUCUUUCCCUUCUUCUUCAUCAUCAUCAUCACCAUCCGACCGCAACAACAAAAUGUCCACCUCAACACACGCAACAUCAACAAUAAUUCCACCCCAUCCACACCCCCCGACCACCUCCAACGCCAUUAAUGCCAACCCCAGCAGCGGCGGUGGUCCAUCCUCCCCAUCCCUCUCCGUCACUCUCUCCAUCCCAUCCACCACCCCAACUCCACUCAGCUCCACAACAGCCAGUCCCACCUCCUCGCCCACUUCCUCUCCCGUUCCCCGCCGCCGUCGCUUCAACAAUAACCACUACUACAACAACGCUAUCGGCAGCCUCAACACCACCUCCCUCUCCGACUACAACUAUGGCCAAGAUUACUACUGUGGCAGAAGUAGUAAUAAUCGCAGCCGCAGCCAAAGUCCCUUCCGGUACUACCACCAUCACCACCGCCCCUCAUCCAUGUCGAUGAUGCUGCUACGGCGACGGCCCUCGAAGGUCGAUUUGGCCCUCUCGGAGGAGCGGUCCCGUGCCGAUGAGGAUAAGAUUGAGCGGCUGGGAUUGGAUUUAAUGGAGCCGAGGCCCGUGGAUCCGUUAUUGGGGGUGGGGUUUGCGUUGGAUAGUAUGGAUGAUAGUGUUUUUGGGUCGAUGGAUGGCGGGGUGUUGGAGAGGAGUGGUUCCCAGCCGAGAUUUGUGAUGGGCGGGAUUUUUGAGGUUAUGGAGGGGAGGGGUUGAUUCUGAUCUCGAGGAUUAGUUUAUGGAUUGUUUAUUUGGUGAUGGGUGAUGGUAUUGGGGUUUGGGAUGAUUGGAGUAAUUAGGGUUGUUUGGUUUGCUUGGGUUUAAGCGGGCUUACUUGAUUUUUGUUGAUUGAAUUGGAAUUGGCGGAUACCUUGUGAGUUGUGAUUUGUGAAUUGUGAUAUUUGUUUUGUUUGUAUGGAGUGGAGUGCAGUGGAGUUUACUUUGAACUAUUUUUGUUUAGAGGGUUUGUUGUGUGUUUGAUUGCUACUUUACUUUAUUUCUCUAUCUUCUGAUAAUGAUUCUCAGAAUCUGAUUAUCUGAUUAUAU